This is a messenger RNA of Jaminaea rosea, 1443 nucleotides long. RefSeq lists its product as hypothetical. The record is from RefSeq and is a predicted model, not a curated record. The coding region runs from base 38 to 1378 and encodes 446 amino acids. The transcript has 2 exons. Lineage: Eukaryota; Fungi; Basidiomycota; Exobasidiomycetes; Microstromatales.
CCUCGCACCUUUCAUCCUUUCCUUCUCCUCCCCCAAGAUGGCUACAGCCGCCUAUCCAGCAUGGGAGGAUAUCCCUUCUCCCCCUCCCACUUCCACCGCUUCCUCCUCCUCAACACCACUCGCACCUCCCGCCCCUUCAACCUCACGCAGCCUCACAUCCUCUCUGGCGCGCUUCUUCUCCCUCUUCCCUCUCCAUCAAUUCCCAGCUGCUCAGCCUCUCUACCCUGAGGACGAUACAAGAGUGACCAAACCGACAUUGUACGUCGCUCCUGGCCAUGCGAGGGAGAAGAACGGGAGAGUAGAGAGGACAUGGACGAGCGCAGAUGCUCGCUGCUUGAGGUGGCAGAUGGAGUUGCUCUUCCGCUCUUCGCCGUCCCUUCAAGGCUACGAGGUGGAUGGAAGUCGUGCCAGUACCUCGGGAAGCAAGUCAACGGGCCACUUUGAUUGCGAGCAGAUUGAGCACCAAGAUGCGUGGGGACCAAAGAUCGAUUCCUUACCGUACCUUCAGCUCCCGCCGCAUGGGAAGGGCAAGGUCGUCCCCUCGUCAACAGCGUACGUCCCCUCGGCCCCGCCAAGGCUGCUCGACGACGAGGCUCUGCCAACGUGGGCGGAGACGCGAUGGCCCUUCGAAUGGGAGAAGGUCGAGAAGCACGGCGCUGAAGAGGAGAGAGGGCAGAAGAUGAGCGGGGCGUACGAGAGCGAGGAGAAGAGAUUAGAGGCGGAAAUGUGGACAAGCCUUCUGGAGGGGAAGAUCAUGGGCGCAGUGCUCCUAGCACAAAUGAUCUGCUCCCCGCCUACCAGCCCCUCCUCCCUGCCCCUCUUCUCCUCCCUCCUCCACACCCAUCUUACGACUCAACGACUGAAUCGUCGCGCACAUCACAUCUCCACUCUCACCAUCCCUUCCCUCCCGCGCUCCGCCACCCUGUCUCGCGGCGCGAGCUGGUCAUCCUGGCUACCCUCCCUCAACUUCUCCCUCGACGGGCCCCUACGCGGGACUGGAGGGGGCGUCGAGCCUGGUACGGAGGUUGUGGGUUGGCCGGAGGGGGAGGAGUGGGAUGAAAAGGGCAUCGUUGAGGAUGCGGUGCAGGGGCUGAGGGCUGUUGCCGGAAGGAUGGGGAAGAGUAGCAUCGAGGAGCCAGCAGGAGGGUGGUUCUUAGGGGCGAGCCAGCCGACGGGGCUCGAUGCGCUGCUAUUUGCGGUGCUGCACACCAUUCUAUCCCUGCCUGGCGCAACGGGGAAUCAGGUGGUGCAGCGUCUAAGAGCUGCCGUGCAAGGUGAAGGGGAUGAGAAGGCAGGCGUGCUCGCCGCCUGGGCGAAGCGGGUAUAUGGGGAGUGGGUCAAGGAACGCGAGAUUGAGUGGCAGCGGGUGCAAGACUAGAAGCAUGCUUAAGCUCCGUCAUGUCAGACGACGAGCGACCGGGAAUGUCACGAUUGUCUAUUGAA